Periophthalmus magnuspinnatus is the source of this 3396-nucleotide messenger RNA. RefSeq names its product visinin-like protein 1. NCBI's taxonomy places the organism in Eukaryota, Metazoa, Chordata, Actinopteri, Gobiiformes, Gobiidae. The record is from RefSeq and is a predicted model, not a curated record. Bases 292 to 867 code for a protein of 191 amino acids. The transcript has 4 exons. Gene Ontology annotation, molecular function: calcium ion binding.
CUCCUCGGGAUGAAGCCAGCACCGCGCGGGUCAGUCUAAACUCAGCCACUGCUUUAGUCGCAGAAAAAAAGAAAAAAGGAAAAAAAACAAAAACGUUUCAGCCCUUAUAACCUGCCACAUCUGAACCAUCUUCUCUAUUUGCGGGGAAAAACACCGUACACGCGACUGGUUUUAGUGGCACGAGCCAGGAGGCGAGCGCCGUGUGUGUGCGAGCCUUUGACGCAGGUUUUUCUCCUCAGCGCACCCCGCGUGUCAAUCUGCGAGCCGAGAGACGCCACGCAACCAGGAGCCAUGGGAAAGCAGAACAGUAAGCUGACCCCGGAGGUGAUGGAGGACCUGGUGAAGAACACAGAGUUUAACGAACACGAGCUCAAACAGUGGUACAAAGGCUUUCUGAAGGACUGCCCCAGCGGACGCCUCAACCUUGAGGAGUUCCAGCAGCUAUACGUCAAGUUCUUUCCUUACGGUGAUGCAUCUAAGUUUGCCCAGCACGCCUUCAGGACCUUCGAUAAGAACGGAGACGGGACGAUUGACUUCCGAGAGUUCAUCUGCGCUCUGUCCAUCACCUCUAGGGGGAGCUUUGAGCAGAAACUCAACUGGGCGUUCAACAUGUACGACCUGGAUGGAGAUGGCAAGAUCACGCGGGUGGAGAUGCUGGAGAUCAUCGAGGCGAUCUACAAAAUGGUGGGCACCGUGAUCAUGAUGAAGAUGAACGAGGAUGGCCUGACACCGGAGCAGCGGGUGGACAAGAUCUUCAGCAAGAUGGAUAAAAACAACGACGACCAAAUCUCACUGGAGGAGUUUAAAGAGGCGGCGAAGAGCGACCCCUCCAUCGUGCUCCUGCUCCAAUGCGACAUGCAGAAGUGAGGCCGCCAUCUUGCUGCUACCACUGUAAAUCCACACCACAACCUACGGACAGCAGCAGCGCACUCUACCGUUUUAAAUGUCUCAUUAUACUAUGAUAUAUGAUAUAGGUUCUCUGCCAUUUCCACGGGAGAAAAAAUAAUAAUAUUAACAAAAUGCUUGGACUAUUUUUCAAUGGACUCGCUUCUUGUGGUCGUAUGCAUGAGAAUGUCAAAGCUGAAAAUCAUUUUGAAUAUAGCUAAACUGUACAUAGCCCCGUUAAGUGUUGGGAAGCUAAACUGUGUGCGCAAAGUGGUUAAAAGUUAAGGAUGGUUGUUUUUGAAAGGACGAGUUAGCAUUAGGUUUCAAAUAUUUAAAUUAGCCGCCAUCAAAUCCAUGUAAGAUUCACUGUGAGUAGACAACAAGUUAGCAUUAGCAACCAAAAACUGCUACUUGUGUUAUGCUAAUCUGAACUUUAUCCAAUUAAAAAUAAAAGUGUUAGAUUUAGCUUUCAAAUAUUUCAAUUAGCUGCCAUCAAAUCCAUGUAUGAGAGACUGUGGGUAGAAAAGAAGUUAGCUUUAGCAAUCAAAAAGAUUGACAAGUGUUAUAAGUAUAGGCUAAGCUGGUGAACUGCAUAAAUGACAUUAUAUUGUAUCCAUACGACUUGCUACCAUCCAACAGGCAACAAGAACCAUUUAUAGCAGUUAGCGAAGCAUCAUAAACAUUGAGAGACACAGAACGUUAGCAUUAGCAGCCAAAAACUGCUACUUAUGUUAUGCUAAUCUGCACUUUAUCUAAUUCAAAAUGGAAGCGUUAGCGUUAGCUGUCAGAAGUUUUAGGUCUUGGCAACUUAUCCACUUAGAACGACUAUAUUUGAUAGCCUAAUGCGAGUGCCUGGGUAGAAAGAAGGCUAAGUAGUUUCAUAUAGGACGUUAAAGAAGCUUUUAUUGCUAUAUUUGCUAAUUUAUGAAUAAUAUAUGGAGGGAUUACAAUUUGAAUCAGCAAAUUAUCAUAAGUCAUUCAAAAUUGUAAUAUGCUAAGGUAGACAGAAGUCAGUUGAACAAAUAGAAGGCCCUAACUGAUACAUAUGCUUGCUUUAAUUUACUUCCUGUUAUCAUUUCAAUGCUUCCUCGUCAAAUUGCUAAAGAAAGAUGGCUACUUUUCCAAAAUGCACACACAGUUUUCUUCAUUACUGCACUAUUGGGUCUAUUAUAUCAUCCAUUUCUAUCUUUCCACAUGCCAGUGUGAAUCGUGCAGAGUACCCCUCUCCUUAGACUCUUAACUGUUCCCUUGCUUGUACAAAUCGGUGGAGCACUGCAUUUAAACUAUAGGAAUCCCUCUUUCCAAGUGUCACUGCUGCAAAACUGUUCGACUAUCGCUUUACAUUUUAGACAAGAAUUCCUAUAAUAAUUGUAACUAAUGUUUCGAUUGUCCACACGGAGAUCACUGCAUAAAACAGGAAACGCAUGGGCUGUUAAAAGAGCUUGAAUUCUGAAUAUCUGUUCUGAGUUCUGUUGGCUGUUCUAUUGAAAAUUUCUUUUUCAUUUUUAGGUCUAGAUUUUUGUUUUUUGUUUCAAGGCAAAUUGCAGUCCUUUGAAUAAGAUUUCUUUACUUAUUUUUAGUGAAAAUGUGUGGAAGAAAAACAAGUAUAAAGUAAUAUGGAUUAAAAACUAAUCAAAUGGACAGUCGACAUUACUCAAAAUAAACUCAUUAUUCAGAAUUCAAGUGUUUUAGCUCAUGCAGACUUUUCGCUUUGGCAGUGUUGCGAGUUCUCACACGGUGGAAGCCAGAUGAAGUAGGUUCUUUGCAUGCAAGUAUUAUGUGUGAAAAAAGAAUAUAAUAUUAUACCUUUUUGCAUCUUUAGGUGGGUAUAAAAGAAAAACCCUCGAAAAUGAAAUGGUUAAUUUAUUUAUUGUUGCAUGGGAUGUACAGUGUUACUUCACCCGUUCACCCUACGUAAACAUAUAUCUGUUUUUAUGUCAUGCUCAAGGCUAAUUAUAUGGGAGGAAAAACAGCUAGACACAACACGUUUUUGCCCAUUAUGGCUAUAGUAAAGUUAGCGUAGAGAUUAUGUGCAAAAAAGCUAAACUACGCUGCAAAAACACAAAGUUAAAUUGACUUAAACUUGAGAAAUCAAAAGUUCUGUUUAUAUAUUUUGAAAGCAGAAAUAUCUCAAAACAAAAUCCAAAAAUGUAGACCAACUAUUUACUAAUUCACUCUGUUUUAUGAAUAUAUAUAUUUCAUAUUUUGCAGUGUGGUCCAAAAAUAAUUACUGCCUUUUGUUACAUUUUGUUGUCAAUAAAAAGUCUUCACCAGAUAUACAGUACAAAUGUUGAGAAUUAGCUAUAGCUGGCAAAUGCGAACAAAGAUAUGCAAAUAAUAUAAGUAAUAUAAAAAUUUGAUUACUGCCAAAACUAUACAUUCCUCUUUAGUUCUCGGUGCCAUUGACCACAUGCAAUUUAAAUAAAAUGUUUGGAAUGAGAUUUAAACAUUAACAAAAUAUUUAAUACCAUUUCAACUGACAAUAUACAUACAUACAAUUCUAAUACAUAG